AUGGACGCCCGCCGCCGCCGGUCCUCUUCUCUCGUCAAGAAAGUCACCGUCGGUGAGCCUGCGGUGGAAUCUAUGGAGAAGAAUAGUCUCAAGGUUAAGAUGGUGGAACAACAUCAUGAUGAUGAUGCUGUUAAGGUGUGUGAUGUUUUGCCUCUUCCAAUUUAUCUGACCAAUGCCGCUUUCUUCACUCUCUUCUUCUCCGUUGUUUACUUUCUUCUGACGCGGUGGCGUGAGAAGAUUCGUUCGUCGACUCCUCUCCACGUUGUUACGCUUUCUGAAAUGGUCGCCAUCUCUGCUUUUGUCGCCUCCUUUGUUUACCUUCUUGGAUUCUUUGGUAUCGACUUUGUUCAGUCGAUUUUCCGUCCUUCGCAUGACGUGUGGACAUCUGAGGAUGAUGAGGUUGUUAUGAUUAAGGAGGAUACUAGGAAGGUUCCGUGUGGUGCUGGAAUUGAUUGUUCGAUUCCGAUUUUGGCACCGCCCUUGCCCUCGGUGCCGAAAGUGGUCGAUCUGGUGCCUGUUAGCGUCGAUUUGACGGAGGAGGAUGAAGAGAUUGUUAAAUCUGUUGUGGCUGGAACGACGCCGUCGUAUUUGCUCGAAUCGAAGCUUGGCGAUUGUAGACGAGCAGCGGCCAUCCGUCACGAGGCCUUGCAGAGAGUGACAGGAAAGUCGCUCUCGGGGCUUCCAUUGGAAGGAUUCGAUUACGCUUCGAUAUUAGGGCAGUGUUGUGAGAUGCCUAUUGGAUACGUUCAAAUUCCGGUGGGAAUUGCUGGGCCGCUGUUGUUGGACGGCAAGGAGUAUUCUAUUCCAAUGGCCACCACCGAGGGUUGCUUGGUCGCGAGUACGAAUAGAGGUUGUAAAGCGAUUAUGAUGUCCGGUGGGGCUAACAGUGUGUUGUUGAGGGAUUCCAUGACGAGAGCACCGGUUGUGAGGUUUGCUACGGCGAAAAGAGCAGCGGAGUUGAAGUUCUAUGUGGAGGAACCGGCGAAUUUCGAUACCUUGGCCGCUGUUUUCAACAAGUCUAGUAGAUUUGGAAGGCUACAGAGUAUCAAAUGCGCCAUUGCUGGUAAGAAUCUCUAUAUGAGAUUCUCUUGCAGUACUGGUGAUGCUAUGGGGAUGAAUAUGGUAUCGAAAGGCGUUCAGAACGUUUUGGAUUUUCUCCAGACUGAUUUCCCUGAUAUUGAUGUAAUUGGCAUAUCUGGAAACUACUGUUCCGACAAGAAGCCUGCUGCUGUGAACUGGAUAGAAGGCCGUGGUAAAUCGGUGGUUUGUGAGGUUGUAAUCAAGGGUGAUGUAGUUAAGAAGGUCCUCAAGACCAACGUUCAAGCCUUAGUUGAGCUUAACAUGCUCAAGAACCUCACUGGUUCUGCCAUGGCUGGAGCUCUUGGGGGCUUCAACGCCCAUGCCAGCAACAUCGUUUCAGCCAUCUUUAUCGCAACAGGGCAAGAUCCCGCUCAGAACGUGGAGAGUUCUCACUGUAUUACCAUGAUGGAAGCUGUGAAUGAUGGCCAAGAUCUUCACGUCUCUGUUACCAUGCCUUCCAUCGAGGUAGGUACAGUUGGAGGAGGGACCCAGCUUGCUUCUCAGUCUGCUUGUUUGAACCUCCUUGGGGUUAAAGGCGCCAACAGAGAAGCACCAGGAUCUAACGCGAGGCUGCUAGCCACCAUAGUAGCUGGCUCUGUUCUAGCAGGAGAGCUAUCUCUGAUGUCUGCAAUUUCAGCAGGACAGCUUGUGAGGAGUCACAUGAAGUACAAUAGAUCCAGUAGAGAUGUCACUAGCGUUUCUUCCACCUAACCACAGUCCAUCCUCUUCACGGUAAUAAUCUGUCCUCUCAAGACUGUUGGCGAUGAAAAUUCCCAGAAACGCAGCAGGCCGCCCACUUUUGAGAUCAAUGGAUGGACAUAAACACCUCCCAUGUAGCUAGCUAGCUUGGGACUGACCACAAAACACAAUCAACCAUAGAACAAAAAGGUUCAAACAAACAAACCCUUUAUGUACUUCUAGUUAAUUUUUUUGUUUGUUCGAGUUAUAAUAUAUAUAUAUA
Messenger RNA from Cucurbita pepo subsp. pepo (vegetable marrow), 2041 nucleotides. Its product is annotated as 3-hydroxy-3-methylglutaryl-coenzyme A reductase 1. Gene Ontology annotation, molecular function: hydroxymethylglutaryl-CoA reductase (NADPH) activity; protein binding. The record is from RefSeq and is a predicted model, not a curated record. Gene Ontology annotation, biological process: isoprenoid biosynthetic process; sterol biosynthetic process; coenzyme A metabolic process. NCBI's taxonomy places the organism in Eukaryota, Viridiplantae, Streptophyta, Magnoliopsida, Cucurbitales, Cucurbitaceae. Gene Ontology annotation, cellular component: peroxisomal membrane; endoplasmic reticulum membrane.